Molecule: messenger RNA, 3507 nt
Organism: Dicentrarchus labrax (European seabass)
Lineage: Eukaryota; Metazoa; Chordata; Actinopteri; Moronidae
Product: microfibril-associated glycoprotein 4-like
Exons: 8
Coding region: 17-973 (318 amino acids)
Biological process (GO): elastic fiber assembly
Source: RefSeq, a predicted model, not a curated record
UGACCAGUUUAGGCAGAUGUUAACACGACGGAGACAGACUGAAGAAGACGCAGACAGUUUGUCUCUGUUCUCUGAAGGUGAAGCCUCCUUAGUUCAACCUGCGGAAAUCAACUUGUUCCGACACCUUUACUCAAGACAGCUGACUGACAGCUCGGCCCUUCAAGGAAUAGCAAAAGCAAUUGGAAAGAGACUCAUCAGAGAUCCAGACAGACUGACCUCAGGAUUUUCAACAACGCACUUUAGCAGAACUCUGACAAUGAAGCUGGUAUUCAUCCUCCUCCUUCUGGCUCCACUGUUGACCAGCUGCAUUAAGAUCAUCCUACCAGCGGACUGCAGUGACAUCUAUCAACAAGACAAGAAACAACCCAGUGGAGUGUACACCAUCUAUCCCAUCGGAUCCACAUCUGCUGUCCAGGUGUACUGUGACAUGGAGUCAGAAGGAGGACGGUGGACGGUGUUCCAGAGGAGGAUGGACGGCUCAGUGAACUUCUACAGACCCUGGAGUCAGUACAGGAUAGGCUUUGGUAGCGCUGCUGGAGAGUACUGGCUGGGUCUUGAGAACAUCCACCAACUGACACGCCAGCGAAAUUAUGAGCUGCUGGUCAACAUGGAGGACUUUGACGGAAAAAAAGUGUUCGCUCGUUACUCCUCGUUCUCCGUCGAUGCCGAGUGUGACGGAUAUCAACUGCAUGUAUCUGGAUUCACCAAUGGAGGGGCAGAAGACUCCCUGACUUAUCACAAUGGACAGAACUUCUCCACCUUCGACAAAGACCAGGACAAGUGGUCGGCCAACUGCGCCAAAAAAUUCCUGGGUGCCUUCUGGUACAAUGCUUGUCACUUUGCCAACCCCAACGGGGUUUAUUACUGGGGGGCUGACAAGACUCACUAUGCUAUUGGAGUGGAGUGGGCUAAAUGGAAGGGUCAUGACUACUCCCUGAAAUCCAUCAGCAUGAAGAUCCGUCCUGUGCAUUAAAUAUUCAGGACCAGCAGAAUAUCAACUGAUGAUUCUUCUCUUUUCUCUCUCUCGUACAUAAUCUCACAUCAUCUUUAGAUACAAUGUCGGCUGGCCAAUAGAGGGCGAGAGGGCACUUCCCCAGCACUUUCCACAUCCUACAUUGAAUAAGACUUAAUUACUUUGAUUCUUUUUCAAAGAGCUUGGUAGAUAUAUAGUUAGUGGGUAAAAAUUUAUAAUCUGCAAUAAAAUGUAGAUUAGAAAUGUUGUACAUUGUCUAAAGUUAACAUAUUUCCGGUCUGAAAAAACCCAUCAAAGUUUUACAUGCGCAGUUCACUCUUCUUAAUAUGAGAGAUGGGAGCUUUUUGGGGCAUAUGCUACUACUUUAUCUGAAUCGUGCUGAUGUACACACCACCAACUGACAAUAGUAUCUACUGCACUGACCUCUGCCUUGUAUCUAUCCUGUCCUCUGUCACUUAGUAUUAUUGUCAGAUAGACUCAAAUCUUUAACAGUCUCUGGAGCACCAUUAGUGUAAAAUUAUUGGACUCAUGAAAUUAGUUAAUUAGUUAAUAUUAAUAAUAUCAUUAUUGUUUCUAUUAUAUGAAUCAAACAGACAGUACAGACCUCUGACCUGUAUCUACAGCACUGACCAUUUAUCUGAAUGCUGCUGAUAUGACCACCAAACAAUGGGUGGCAGCAGAGAGCGAGUGGCUUGUUGUACAUCGAAUGUCCCUGAAUGAGUUGUUGAGGAUAGAGCUGGAGCAGCAUUUUGCAACAGAAAAUAGUAUUACAAGAGGAGUUCAAAGUCAAAGAGCUUGGAUGUAAUCAGCCCGAUAUAAUGUUCUCAGUAAAAGUACUAAUACCACACUGUGGAAAUCCUUAAUCAUAUUCUAGGAUCAUCAUAGGUUUGUAGCAUCACUGUCUUGUGAAAACCACAUAUCUCUAAAACUAGGGAUGGGAAUUGAUAAGAAUUUAACGAUUCCAAUUCCAAUUCCAUUAUUGAUAUUGCUUAUUGAUCAGAUUCCUUAUCGAUUCUCUAAGCGAUUUUCAUUGGGUGAGGGAAUAAGUACAAAUUUGUUUGUUUGUAUUAACUCGCUUUAAUAUCUGAUCAGAAGACACAGCACAGAGUAUAGUCAAAUUAUGUGUAGCAACCUCAGAACAAACCUAAAAGUAGGUGAGCUACUUCUCAAAGUAAAGUCCAGGGACCCAUAGCCUAGGGCAGUGUUUCUCAACCAGUAUGCAAUGGCACGCUAGAGUGUGCCUUGAAAGAUUAUCAAGAGUGCCUUAGGAUAAGGAAAUUGUUAAUUUUCACAUGAAUUGGUUCAGACAAAAAAAUAAAUGUUUGGCUUUUUAAGCCCAACUGCCAUUAUGUGCCAUAAAAACUAAAAACACAGACUGUAAUAGGGUGGCCAUUUCCUUCACAUCAAAAAGGAGGACACUUAGCAUACACUGGGACACACAAGCAGAUAUUUGUUUGGUAUGAUCCGGUUUUAAAUUUGAAUGUUUUUCCACCAGAUUACAUAAAGGUGCAUACACAUACCACAUAGCUAAUAAUAAAUAUACAAGAUACAGCUCAUGACAACGUGCCCUUCAGAUUACAUAGGUCUAAUAAACAUCAUACAGAAACUGUUCUUAAUGUUUUUAUCUGGAUAGAUAAAGGGUAACCUUAUGUCCUCUGUAGCUGAGAGCUUGAUUGACAGCCUGGUGGUAACUUAGCAACUGGCAUGAGUGCAUGUUGUGGCAAAUCAACACAUGGCUCAUUUGAAUAUUAAAAUUAGCCAUGUGUUGAUAGGUCAGGACAAGGAAAUAUAACCAAUGAAAUUACUUAUUUUGACACACAUUUUUAGCCAAUAAGUAUAAUAAUUUUUGUGCAGAAAAAUUAUCAUGUCAUUUAAAGGUACCUUCGGCAUUGAUAACAGAUGGCGUCCCGUUAGCUUCGCUGCGGCUUGACUCACUUGUGUUGCUAGGUAAUAGUGUAUCAAACACGUGACAGUCCUACAAAUGAAUUGAUGCUGUGUGGCCAAAUGUUUCUGCAUAUUGGAGGUAGUUCCCCCUUUGAUGAAAUGGAAACUUUACAAGUGUUGCAAGUGACCGUAUUGUUGUCUUUUCACGUGAAAUAUAACCAAACUUUAGAGUGGUUCUGCCUCGAUGCCAUGUUCGCUGCAUUCUGAACCAAAACAUCGCAGCGCGUGCAUCAUUUGCAAUGAGUGGAACCGAUUCAAUUCAAGUCAAUUCAAUUAACAGAAGUUAUCUCAGGACACUUUUCAAAUAGAGCAGAUCUAGACCGAAUUCUUUAUAACAUUAAUAAGCGGAAUCGUUAAGCAGGCACGCUAACGGUUCCAAGGAAUCGAUUCACUGGGCACCGGUUCUAAAGAGGGGUCCUUAUCUAAAACUCAACUUUUUUUCUUAGAUUUCAUUAUCUGUUUACACAACUUAUAGCAAAGGAAAACAUAAAACUCAUCAGAAAACAACAGGGACGUUGGUGGAGGUUUGAAACCCUAAUGUGAAUCAUUAUCUGCUGGAUGCUGACAAUAAAUAAUAAGCUGAGCAGAAA